Cynara cardunculus var. scolymus (artichoke) is the source of this 1619-nucleotide messenger RNA. RefSeq names its product protein HLB1-like. The transcript is spliced from 14 exons. Gene Ontology annotation, molecular function: protein binding. Lineage: Eukaryota; Viridiplantae; Streptophyta; Magnoliopsida; Asterales; Asteraceae. The coding region runs from base 38 to 1534 and encodes 498 amino acids. The record is from RefSeq and is a predicted model, not a curated record.
UUUGUUUAUUUUUCAUCAACUAUUUGCUGAUUCAACAAUGUCUACCAAUGGUGACCCGUCGCAACUACGAAAUCCAGAUUCCAAAUUUUAUCCAGGCGAAGAUGAUUCCAUCCAAUCAAUGGAUGGAUCAUCACCUCACGACAAUGUGGAUCACUCUUCCAAACUCAACCAAUCCGUCCUCUCCAAUGUUAAUCAUAUUGAUUCCACCAUUGUUGAUCCGACACAUAAACAAGAACCCCCAAAAGAACCAACUAUUACUGCGCUACAGAAAGACCACGGGAGACCCAUUGUCACUAUGAGAGAAUUGUUGAGUGAAUUGAAGAAUGGAGAAUCUUCAGCCGCCCUUGUCCAUAGUAAAGAAAUCAAACAUCAUAGAGAACAAAGCAGUGUUGCCAUGGCCUUGAUCAACAAUAUCGGGGGAUCUGAUGAAGGACAGUCAAGGCAUCGAAUGCUUAAGUUUGCUGCAAAGAGGUAUGCUAGUGCAAUAGAGAGAAAUCCAGAUGAUUAUGAUGCGCUUUAUAAUUGGGCACUGGUUCUUCAGGAAAGUGCAGAUAAUGUUAAUUCAGAUACUAAUUCACCAUCCAAAGAUUCUUUGCUUGAAGAAGCUUGCAAAAAGUAUGAUGAGGCUACCCGUUUGAACCCUGCACUUCAUGAUGCUUAUUAUAACUGGGCUAUUGCCAUAUCUGAUAGAGCCAAAUUGCAUGGCCGUACAAAGGAAGCUGAAGAACUAUGGAAGCAGGCAACAAAGAAGUAUGAAAAAGCCGUUCAACUAAAUUGGAACAGUCCCCAGGCUCUCAACAACUGGGGACUUGCUUUACAGGAAUUGAGUACAAUUGUUCCUGCACGAGAAAAACAGACAAUAGUAAGAAGUGCAAUCAGUAAGUUUCGUGCAGCAAUACAGUUGCAAUUUGAUUUCCAUAGAGCAAUUUACAACCUCGGCACUGUUCUGUAUGGAUUAGCAGAAGACACAUCAAGAACUGGAGUACCAGUUGUUGGGCACGCGGUUUCCUCCAGUGAAUUAUACAGUCAAUGUGCUAUCUAUAUUGCUGCUGCUCAUGCUUUGAAACCAAAUUACUCAGUUUACAGCAGUGCCUUGAAUCUUGUGCGGUCCAUGCUUCCUUUACCCUUUUUAAAGGUUGGAUAUCUUACAACGCCACCGGUGCUAAAUCCAGUUGCCCCACAUAGCGAUUGGAAACGCUUUCAAUUUGUUUUGAAUCAUGAAGGACUUGUACAGAUCCAUGAUGAUGAGCAAAAACAGAUGGCAAAGGGUAUUCCCUCCAUAUCUGGAGAUAAAACAACUAACGUCAGACCAGCUAUUAGAGUUGAUAUUCCAGACGUUGUAUCAGUAACAACAUGCUCAGAUCUGACUUUACCACCUGGUCCUUCCAUCUUCAUUGAUACGAUUCGUGGACCAAUAUUCUUGAUUGCAGAUUCAUGGGAAUAUUUGGACACGUGGCUUGAUGCUAUUCAGCUAGUUUACACAAUAUUUGCACGGGGUAAGACUGAUGUUCUAGCUGGCAUAAUAACUGGAUAGAGUUUUGUUUGUAUUGCAAAUGAUUUUUUUUAUUCAGUCUUAAAUGACUUGUUAGGAUUAGGUCUUGCUUGUAAGAUUCUUGUAU